Molecule: messenger RNA, 992 nt
Organism: Brassica napus (rape)
Lineage: Eukaryota; Viridiplantae; Streptophyta; Magnoliopsida; Brassicales; Brassicaceae
Exons: 6
Coding region: 137-838 (233 amino acids)
Source: RefSeq, a predicted model, not a curated record
UACUACUUACGACUCUCUUCUACCUUUUUUCCUCCUAUUGCCGUCGGUUGAAAUUAAACAAAAAAAAAAAAACAAAAAGACGAUAAAGGUUGAAGAAGAACAAUCAAUCAAUCAAUCAAUUGUCUUCUUCGUCCCCAUGGAAAUCGAGGUCUCGAGCUCGGCUCAUGGUACCGUCGAUUUGGAUAGUAUUCGUGUAAAGCGGAAGACGUUGCAGAAUCUACUCGACGAUUGCCAGAGAGCUCUCGAGCUGCUAAACCUCGCCGAUACUUCUCCCGGCGGAGAUAAAACCGAAACAGGUGGUUCCGGAGAGGAUAAUAGCAACCUCGUUGGCUCAUCGGAGAGGGAAGAAGAAGAGUUUCCAGGAGAUCCUGAAGCCGAUAAAUUCUAUGAUCUUAUCAAGUCUAGAGUUGAAUGUCAUGGCUUUAGGGAGAAGAUAGAGCUAGCUCAAGUUUCACUUGCUGCAGAAGAAGAAGGUAGCUCUUGGGACGUAGUUAGUGAAGAUGAUAUAUUGGGUGUGGUUCAAACGGAAGAUGAUUAUGUUGUUGUUAGAGAAGAAGAUAUAGCUGAUGGUAUUGCUUGUUUCAUGGCUACUUAUUUAUCUUCCCUUAAACAGACUAAGGAUAUAUCACCUGAUCAGCUUCAGAAAGCACUCAGCACCAUGUUUUCAGUGAAGAAGAGAAAGGGGAAGCUUCGUAAAGCAUGGGAAGGAAGUAAAGUUAUUUACAACGUUGCAUCUUGGAGCGCAACUGCGAUAGGGAUCUAUCAAAACCCGGUGAUCCUGAGUAUUGCAUCCAAAGCCUUCUGGGUGUCUUGCAAGGCCAUAUCAAAGCUUGUCUGAAUUGUCUCGCUCACGUGGUGCUCAUAAAGUUACAACACUCUGCAAUGUUUUAUAUCAAUUUAAUUUAUAUUUGUACAUAUGCCUUUUGUUUGAUUCUUAUUCUCUGUGAUGUUUACUCUCAACAUGCAAUGUUAAAAUGAUUAGUUUGAUCUCA